This is a messenger RNA of Caenorhabditis remanei, 1332 nucleotides long. RefSeq lists its product as uncharacterized. Bases 1 to 1332 code for a protein of 443 amino acids. Lineage: Eukaryota; Metazoa; Nematoda; Chromadorea; Rhabditida; Rhabditidae. The transcript has 7 exons. The record is from RefSeq and is a predicted model, not a curated record.
AUGGCAACCCGGUAUGACUAUGCAUUACUCGAAUUCAGUAACAUAUUAGCGGAAACUGAAGCAGCCUAUGGUCAAAAGCUGCAAUCAAUCAUUGACACGUUCUCACAAUCGAGACUAGACCUCCCCCUAAAACGACUAUCAGAAAUCGCAAAAGUGCACAGUCGGACUGCGCAAAACCUGAAAAAGUAUAUGGAUCCAAAGAAGAAUGAACACUUGAACUUAUGGAAAAUGUGUAAUGUUUAUUCGUGUGGAGCAGUUGAUUUGGAUAAAGCAAUGAGGGAAACAAGAUCCUCAUUGAGAACAAAAAUAGCAGUUGACGGAACUGUUAUAGAGAAACCAAAGAGGAGAAACAUAUUUAAUUCAAUUCAAAAUCAUUUGAAUUCAUCGUCCUAUUCCACGUCAUCGAAGAAUUCAGAAUCUUCGGAAAAGACAGAAAAAGAGAGAAGAUGGUUUCCAAAGUUACCAGAUAGGAGAAUUGAAUUGAGGACGAGUCGAAAGAAUACGUCAUCUUCCGCUGAAUACGUGGAAGUCGAUGAGAAAACUCUCACGGGAUCCAAAUCAACACCGCCAACUCCUCCGAUAGUCAGAGCUCAUUCUCAGUUAAAGUCCAGCACCUCCGUCGCACCAGACAGUCAAAUGAAGCCACCUCGCCCUCCAAUCCGUACCACAAUUCCCGAUCCUCCAGCCUCGAUUCCUCCACCAAUCCCAUCGACUACCUCAAUUCCACCUCAACCAUAUGCCACUCCAAUCUACGGAGAUUUACAAAAAGCGUCGAAUCCAUUUGGAAUAAAUAAUAAUAAUAGGAUAGGAAUUGUUGAAGAGCAUUCACUACGUCUUCAAGAUGAAUGCUCUCCGAAUAAAGAAAUGUCAGUUGUUCGAAUUCGAACAGAUGUCGAUGUUUCAAGAGAAAUGACUAAAAAUGAAGCAAUGAUGAGUGUCUACGACAGUCCUCUGAUUAACAAAAGUCACUAUGUGAAUAUCCGACCGCCGAUAGCUCAAAAGCCGAGAACCUUCGUUCCAGAAAGACCUUCACCAACGAAAUCUGAUAUUGAUGUGACGCCUACACUGAUUUCAGUGGAUGGUUAUCAGAAUCCAGCACCAACACCUUCCCCACGGACUUAUUAUAACUCGAGUGAGAUACCUUCAUCCCAACGUUCCUCAUCCUCAGCCUACUCAUCCAACUAUUCAUCCUCUUCUAAUGUGACCUCAUUCGCAGUUGACAACGUUGUCUCUUCAUCUUCUGAUUCCUCGAAUAAUCUCUAUCCGGACGUCAUCGAGAAUGCACGAUACGUUCGUGUGGUGUCUCCUGAUGGUGCGCAUCACCGGUUUUAA